CAUUAACCUUUCUUCUCUCUUUCUUGCUCUACAAGAAAGAAGAGCCUUCAAUUCAUAUUCACAGGAUUUUGUAAGUUCAAUGAUUUCUGAAUGAAGGCUCACCCCUACAUGAAGAGUGAUAUCAAAGAGUUGGAUAAGCUUUUUUUACUUAAUAUCUAGUCAAGAUGUGGGUCUAAAAGUUUAAUAUAACACUGUAUUUUUGUUGCUCCUCCUCCAACCGAAUGCUUACAAGCCUUUGAAAUGAGUAACAACAAAGAGACUAUCUUCCCCCUAACUUGUUUGCUUUUAAGGAAAAAUGGCAUCAACUUUGAUCUAUCGUGCUUCACGUAGGUUUCUCAAAUAUUCUUUCCCUUCUUCGGGCCUCUCCAUACAAUAUCAUUCCCCUUCCAUCUUCAGUCCUUUAAUCUACACUGGACCAUCUAUAAGCAUAAACCACAACUUCUAUCCUUCACUCUGUCUAUUUGGACAAUCCCACCAUCAGGAUUCUAAAUUUGAAGAUUUUAAAACUGUUCGAUCUCUCUCAAAUUUUCAGCUUGUUCAGCACAUCUCUACAUCACCUUCUUGUUUAAAAGAGGGGUCAAAGGGAAAUAAGAAUCAAAGUGGCAAUGUGAGUAAAGCAAAUAUCUCUUGGAUCGAUUUGUACUUGCCUAGGCAGGUUCAACCCUAUGCACAGCUUGCUCGCCUAGAUAGGCCCAUUGGGACAUGGUUGCUUCUAUGGCCUUGUAUGUGGUCAAUUAUGUUGGCUGCAACUCCAGGACAGCAGCCUGAUUUUAAAAUGUUGGCAUUGUUUGGAUGUGGGGCUUUGCUUUUGAGGGGUGCUGGGUGUACUAUUAAUGAUCUCCUUGAUCGUGACAUUGAUACAAAGGUAGAACGAACAAAGUCAAGGCCUAUGGCAAGUGGUCUUUUGACACCAUUUCAGGGACUUUGUUUUCUUGGUAUUCAGUUAACUUUGGGUCUUGGGAUUCUUCUGCAACUGAAUUAUUAUAGCCGUGUUCUAGGUGCCUCAUCCUUGUUGCUUGUCUUUUCUUAUCCCCUCAUGAAGAGGUUUACAUUUUGGCCCCAGGCCUAUCUCGGGUUGACCUUUAAUUGGGGCGCUUUGUUAGGAUGGGCAGCAAUUAGAGGAAGUCUAGAUCCAAGAAUAGUGCUACCUCUUUAUGCCUCUAGAGUUUUUUGGAUACUUGUUUAUGAUACAAUCUAUGCUCACCAGGAUAAAGAAGAUGAACUGAAAGUGGGAGUUAAGUCAACUGCUUUGCACUUUGGUGAUUCUACAAAGGAGUGGAUUACUGGGUUUGGGAUUGCAUGCCUUGGUGGUCUUAUCCUCAGUGGCUAUAAUGCUGAAAUAGGCUGGCCAUAUUAUGCAUUUCUGGCAGCUGCAUCUAGACAACUAGGCUGGCAAAUAUGGACAGUUGACCUCUCAUCACGUGCUGAUUGCAAUUACAAAUUUAAUUCAAACAAGUGGUUCGGAGCUAUCAUAUUUGGUGGAAUCCUAGCUGGAAAACUUGUAUAAUAGGGGUAGUUUAUCUGGUUGAGUAGUUUAUUCUUUUAUCUUAUAAUAACUUAUCAAAUUUGCAUGAGUUGUACCAAUUGUCAUGAGUCAUCAGUCAUCGCCUUAGGAUACUGUAUGAUUUUACUUCCUUACCACAUAUAACAAUUUUUUGCCUCCAAGAAAAAGUUAAUGUUCGUUUUAUUAUUUCUUUUGAACCAAGUGUUGUGAUUCUGAAAAACUAUCUGGAGUGUGCUCAAGGAAUGGAGCAGCUUUCCUCCAAUACACUAUCAUCAUUACU
Arachis stenosperma is the source of this 1784-nucleotide messenger RNA. RefSeq names its product 4-hydroxybenzoate polyprenyltransferase, mitochondrial-like. Gene Ontology annotation, biological process: ubiquinone biosynthetic process. NCBI's taxonomy places the organism in Eukaryota, Viridiplantae, Streptophyta, Magnoliopsida, Fabales, Fabaceae. The transcript is spliced from 9 exons. The record is from RefSeq and is a predicted model, not a curated record. Gene Ontology annotation, molecular function: prenyltransferase activity. Gene Ontology annotation, cellular component: mitochondrial inner membrane. Bases 296 to 1507 code for a protein of 403 amino acids.